AUGAUUUAUCACGACAGUCCUCCUCAACAGCGACGCCAAUCCUUGACGUACACCAAACAACGAAGAUCGUUGAUUGGGGAGAACUAUGCGCAACGACGUCGUCCGGGCGAUAUGUUCUUUUUGUACCGAGCCGCCAUCUUUGGUUCCUUCUUGAUGGCGAUUGGACUCUACAUUUCGCACGAAAGUUCCACCAGUGUCAAAAUGGCUCAAAAUGUGGGAGCCUUUUUGCGCCGCCAACGACGACCCAAACAACAUGCUAGUACCACCCAAUUGUACUACCGUCGUCCUCGCAAACAGUAUGCUCGGAACGUGUGGACCAUGACGGAUUUUAUCGUGAAUGGAGUCAACCUGGCGUCGUAUGGAUUUGAAACUAUGGAACAUCCAUCGCAAUUGCUCAAGGAACACUUUUUGCUCUAUGAGGAUUUUGAUAUCUCACCUGAAUUGGAGGAACAUACCAUUGCCGAACUGGAAGGGACGUUGGUGACACCCGCCACUACUGAUUUGCUCUUGUAUCAUCGUCAUUUGGAACAUCCCACCCUAGCGUUCUACAUGGACCGAGUGGCACUGCGACUUUACUACAAGGCUGUGGGGAUCCCCAUACCCACUUCCUUUGUCCUCAAGUACAAGGAUGACUGGAAAGACAAGUACGAGAAGAAUGACGACAAACAAGCCAUUCUCACGUUCCUUCCAACAGCCGCUGACUAUGUCGUCAAGGCAUCGCAUCGAGUCAGCAACCCGUCCACUCAUUUGGUCUCGUACGAUGAUCAAACGCAACUGCAUCUCAUGGGAUCUCACCAGGACAAAAUCGACAUGGACUAUGAUGCCGAUCUAUUGGCACACCAACUCACCCAAGCCAUGCAUCAAGAGAUUCAAUACACCGAUCCAUGGUCACUUCUGCAUGUCCAUCCUGGUAUUGUUGUGGAAGAUCGCAUUUCAUCCUUUGAUUCACCGCAUCGUCCGCCACUGGAAAUUCAAGUCUAUGUCAUUUGGGGCAAAGUAUGGAUGGGUGCCUGGCCACAUGCCGAAGGACCGACUCAUCCCGGUAUGAUUCAUCGCAAUGGAUCCGUCGUCAUGGACGAUCAUGCCAUGGUCAAGGUUCCCGAUUGGGUCCAAUGGGAGACCAUUGUGGAAGUGGCUGAAAACUUGGGUGCCCACAAGGAUAUUUAUCAAGUCAACUUUUUGAUUGGUGUACCCGCCGAAACGGCCCAUUUGCUGCAACAUUCGUCACGACAAGAACAGUUGGCGGCCAUUCAAGUCGUCGUGGCCGAUACACAACUCAAUCCAUCCAUUGCCUUUCACGAGAAGGAGCUAUUGGAUGAAAUGGGACGGCUGUGGUUGGCGGGAUAUAAAAUGGGCAUCUUCAAGGCUGUUCCCAACAUGGAAGUACCGACGGAAUAUGUACAGAAACAGCAGUUGACCGAUGCCGAUACACGAGAACCUUCCAUCAUGGCAACCUGGGCCAAAGCAAGUUUUGACUGGAAACUCAAUAGCAUCGAAGAGGAAGAUUGA
Seminavis robusta is the source of this 1509-nucleotide messenger RNA. NCBI's taxonomy places the organism in Eukaryota, Bacillariophyta, Bacillariophyceae, Naviculales, Naviculaceae. The record is from the annotation of a GenBank genome assembly.